CUCAUGAUUUAUAAAAAGUUGAAAAGAAAGAGGAAAAGCAAAAGCAUGAGAUUCUAGACAGAGGGUUUCAUGUUCUUGCUGAUUUUUGUGGUUGGAGAAUCGAGAAGAGAUGGAGGAGAAAGAUGUUGACUACGUUCUGGUGCCUUUGGGUUUAGGGAUUAUGAUCGCCUACCAUAUUUGGCUUGUUUACACCGUUUUCAAACACCCAAGACAAACUGUUAUUGGCCUCAAUUCAGAAACUCGACAUCAGUGGGUCUUCUCUAUGAUGGCUGAUCCGCUAAAGAAUGGCGUAUUAGCAGUGCAAACUAUUCGCAACAACAUAAUGGCAUCCACUCUUCUAGCCACAACCGCGAUCACUCUGAGUUCAAUAAUCAGCGUUUUCGUGAGCAGCGCUUCUAAUACAAACCCCGCAGCUUCACAAUUGAUGUACGGAAAUAAUACCCAACUCUUAUCGUCAGUAAAAUACUUUGCAAUCUUGCUCUGUUUUCUUGUUGCAUUUCUUUGCAAUGUGCAGUCAAUUCGUUACUAUGCUCAUGUUAGCUUCUUGGUCACGGUUCCUACAUUCAUAGACAGGAGAGAACCGAUAAACUACGUUGCUAGGAACUUGAACCGCGGAAGCCUGUUUUGGUCUAUCGGUUUGAGAGCAUUUUACUUCUCGUUUCCGCUCUUUUUGUGGAUCUUUGGACCGAUACCCAUGUUUGUGUGUUGCAUCAUCAUGUCGUUUGUGCUUUAUUUCUUGGACACGACUACUAGUUUUACUAGAAAUCUUCAUAGUUAUUCUAUGAGAGACAAGACUGAAGCAAAUGAAAACGAGGCCCUUUAAGAAAGCUAUGUCUGUUAUUUUUGCGAUAUGUUGUUAACGAUGUUCGUUGUAUUGUCAGUGUUUAUUAUGCCUAGAAGUGUUCUCGUGAUCCUAUUUUUGUUGUUCUGGUUGGAUGUUUUAGAUGUUUAUAAACGAUUGAGUUAAUAAUAAUUACGUAAA
Molecule: messenger RNA, 982 nt
Organism: Helianthus annuus (common sunflower)
Lineage: Eukaryota; Viridiplantae; Streptophyta; Magnoliopsida; Asterales; Asteraceae
Exons: 2
Coding region: 110-823 (237 amino acids)
Source: RefSeq, a predicted model, not a curated record